Messenger RNA from Penicillium pulvis, 930 nucleotides. Its product is annotated as RNA ligase/cyclic nucleotide phosphodiesterase. The record is from RefSeq and is a predicted model, not a curated record. Lineage: Eukaryota; Fungi; Ascomycota; Eurotiomycetes; Eurotiales; Aspergillaceae. The coding region runs from base 1 to 930 and encodes 309 amino acids. The transcript is spliced from 3 exons.
AUGUCUUCGCUUGCCAUAUCUGAGGAUAAUCCCUUCCAGGUCUUGAUCCAAGAAACCAACAAUGACCCGACUGCGUUGCAAUUGCGUUAUCAAAGUCACCGUGUGGCUAGAAAUGAGCAACAGAGCACGAAGAUCCUAGCAGACAGCUUUCCAGGGUGGUCUUUGGAUCCUAUUUUGAGCCGACUAGAUGGCCCUGGAAAGGAAGAUGGAUAUCUUGAUCCUCGAAACUGCCUUGUGAUUUGGGCCAGGCCGCCUCCUCAUAUUCGUGAUCUGAUUUGCUUUAUUCAAAAGGAGUUGAAGGAGGUUUCCCCUUCAAUUUGGCUUAUGCCUCCUCAGAACUUGCACACAACAGUGUUGGAGGUUGCGCACUCCCUGACUGAAAAGGAGAUUGAUCAUCUUGUUCAAACCCUCGAGGCUUCCAAGGAUGUGACUGCAGCACAGAUUGCUGAAUACCCCGUUGCUCACAAGUCGCGUCUCUUGAAGCCGAUGGUUAGCUUCGACGCCUCUGCAAUGGCACUGAGCUUUGUUCCAGCCGCGGGUGAAAACCUGCAAGCUGGUGACAAUGGCGAUGACUACUCAUAUCAUCACCUGCGCCGGGAUGUAUUCCAGAUGGUUCGUCAAGCCCAACUCCCUGUGGCUUCGCGGUACAUCGUCCCGUCUGCCCAUGUUACCAUCGCUCGGUUCAUCAACAACGAAGAUUUUCUUGUUCAGGGAGCGGAAGGGGUAGAGCUUGAUCGCGCACGCGUGAAGUUGCUGAUCGAGAAAAUCGAGGAAAUCAACAAGAAAUUAGAAAGCGAGUUCUGGCCUCAGGUCGAUGGCACUUUCCCCGAAGGGGGUGAAUGGAUUGUUGGACAGCAGAACUUGGUGAUUCGGAGGGGACGUCUCUGGUAUGGAGGUGGUGAGACUGUGUCGACGGGCAGUGACAAUUAG